Molecule: messenger RNA, 786 nt
Organism: Lodderomyces margitis
Lineage: Eukaryota; Fungi; Ascomycota; Pichiomycetes; Serinales; Debaryomycetaceae
Exons: 1
Coding region: 1-786 (261 amino acids)
Source: RefSeq, a predicted model, not a curated record
AUGCCAUUGGUGUUGGAGAUUACAGGCACGAACUUAAAAGCGGAUACAGUAGACUCUGUUCAACCAGGGGUACUUCCCGUGGAAUUCCACUAUCCUGCAGAUUUGCCUCGCUUGCCACCUCAGUACCAACUCGAUGACCAUUCGGUGACUAAGGACCAAAGAGCCGAGAUUGUCAAAAAUCUUUUACCCAAGUUUCAACAGGAGGCGAAAGAGUAUGAAAAGACGUUGGGCCAUUUCCUACCAUUGAAAGAUGAAGCCUCCUCUCUGCAACUUGUCAGCAAACUUGUCCAUAAGAUUAUGUUGCAGUAUCAGUUGUCGGAUGAUUUGGCGUUUGUCGUGGAUCAUGAUUUUUCCGAAAAGUUCAAAAUUGUGAUACACGACACUUUAGUUGGAUUGCAGGUGAAAACAGUGAUAUUUCUCCCUUGUUCAGUACUAUCUACAGUAGGUGCAAAUGUGAGAGACGCAUUGGUUGUCUACCUUACAAUGGAGUGUGUCAAGAUUUAUGUUGUGAGUGACUUGCGAGAGAUCGUCACCAAGCAGGACACGAGAGUCAACUUGUUAAGCAAGAAUCACGAUAUCAUUCAAGAGUUGGUUGAUGAAGCUGUUGGAGAAUCACCAAUUGACUUGAGGAGGAAACUACGAGAAAGAAUUGUAGUGUUGGGUGAUGAUAGCAAUGAAUAUAUCCAUACAGAUUUAACCCCUGAGAAGCAAAAAUUUGAGACUCGACAAAGCAUGGGGUGUUGGGAAGGCGCAGCAUUGUAUGCCCAGCUGCAAAACAUCCACUAG